ACACUGUGUAUAUAUACUGUUUACUGGUAUUCCUAAAUAAUUGAAUGCUUCAUUCUCAUAUUAUCUCAUAUUGAUUAUCCGGAUGAAUUACUGUAUUCACUUUUUCUAUGAGCCAACAGGAGUCCUCAGCUAAAUACUUAAGAAUAAAUACCAGAGAGGACAGAUAAACAUAGAUGUGGAGAACAAAUGACAAUUUGGAAGAGGAGAGACCUAGUAAAAAAUCAGCUGAUUUUCUCCUGCAACCUGAGGUACAAUCUACCCACUCUGACAAAGCAACACUUGCCAGCAUUAUGGAGCAAGAAGAGGAUAAGGUAGUUGGAGCCAUAGAGGGAGAACGAAUUGAAAAAAUGGAUGUCAAAGACAAACAGAACAUCCAGUUAUUCCAGAACACCAGCCCGUCUGUAUCUGCUGUAAAUCAAAGCCUAGCUCAUCAAGGUCAAGCAAGUGCUUCAACUAUGCAACAGGAUUAUAGGAAUGAUAUGUCUUUAAAUGGCACUAAAGUUGACCUUGGACCUGAUAGUGAUGUCCAGUGUUCCCUUGAAUUGUCCUGUCCUCGUUGUAAGAAACGGUUUACUAGUAGUCAAGGCCUGGAACGUCACAUGCAAACUCAUGCUCAAGCAACCUGCCACACACAGCAGUAUAAAUGCAGUCGCUGCAGAAGGACCUUCAGUACAUUGUUAAGUCGUCGGAGGCAUGAGAAAAGACACGACAACCGAAACAGAAAUCUCUCUAACACUACCAGCACUGUUGGUCCGAAUGUGUCUGGUAGUGGUGAACUUUUGAGCACUAACCUUUCAUCUAAAGAUGACAAGCUUCUACUGAACCCAAACCCAUGCAUGUACACUGCAGCUGAUGGUAAACAGAAGGAUGCCUCUAGUAAAAACAACAAUGGCAAACCCUCAAACAUCUGCAAGUACUGCAAAAAAGCCUUCAGGACUCAUACCAGUCUAAGGAGACAUCAGCGCAGGAUCCAUGAACGCCAUCUUCUUCCUAAAGUGCGUUGUAAGAAUGUGACAAUCACACAAGAAUCGAAUGGACAGCAGCUUGGUGAACCAGCACAUGACUCACAGUCUAUAGAGAACAUCAGUCAGGAAAGGGAAUACAUGGUUGACAUUUCUAGUAACAUUUCAGAGAAUCUCAGCUUCUACAUAGAUGGCAAAAUUGUAUCGACAAGUGCUGUAAGUAACUGCGAUGUGCUUGAGAUGAACUCUGAGGGCUCUGCUGUGAUAGGGCUUAAUGCUGUUAUCAUAAGUCCUGCUCAUAUUACACAGGCUCUUAAAUUAGAAGCUAAUACUUCCAGUUUGACCUUUGACCUGUCUGGGCAAUCCUCCACCAAACGCAGAACAUCUACCCCACCUUUACUCCCACAAAUAAAAACCCAAUUGGAAUCUGAAUCUAUCUUAACAACCUCAUCAUCGUCUUCGUCCUUGUCACUGUCCUCUACAUCAGGAGCUGCACUGGUUGCUGCUCAACUGCCCCAGUCCACUGAGACUGUUGCGCUUUACAAGGAAAAAACUGUCUAUCUGUCUCCCAAACUUAAACAGCUCUUACAGAAUCAAGAUGGUGGUAAACCAUCAUAUGCACUAAUUGCUGAUGGCCAGAACCUGAGCCCUUCAUUAUCUUUGACUAUUUUACCUGCAUCAACUAGAUUUAAAAGACGGACAACAUCCCCUCCAAGCUCUCCACAGCAAAGCCUUGAUUUGAGUGUAGAUAAUGUCAUGACAAAUCCUGAUUCUGCAGAAACCAUUCAUUUAGAGUUGGAGAACCCUGGUGCAUUCCCUGGGUUGAGCUUUUCUGGCAUUGAUGAAAUUGGACAUUUGAACCCAACCACAGACAACUCUAAUGGACUUAAUAUGGAGCAACAGGGUUUGCCAUUAGACUGCUCUGUAUCAAGAACUGGUGGGAACUCCUGUUCUGGUGGAAACUCCUGUAAUCAACAGCCAUUGGAUCUUUCCAACUCAAUGGGUAAGACGGACCACAGUGAGGGCUUAGCAGAGUCCAUUUUAGACUUAAGUAUUGGUGGAAAGAGCUUAGAUUGUGUUACUCAUCCUGCUUUGAGGAAGGGUAAACCCAACUCUAAUAUGCUUCAGAAGGUUCUUAUGAAUGAGUGUGGUGGUGUAGACAUUCCCUCUAUUGAUGUUACUCCUGACAUAACAAACUUUACAGUUAUGGCACUUCCUGAUUCAGGCCCACUGAACUCCGAAAACCUUUUGCUUAAGUUAGCUGCAUCACUCCAACCAAACCCCUCUUUACCUGCUCCUGACAGUAUCCACUCAGCUCCUUCAACCCCUCCACCUCAAGACCUGUCUUCUUCACCUCCUCCUUUUGUAUCCUUUCUGUCUACUUCCACAGUGGAACCCAGUCAGGGACUUCAGACUCUUUGCUCCACUCUGUUUGUAUCUGACACUUUGCCACCCAGAAGCACUGUGGAAGACUGCACCGAUAAUCCUGUACAUCUCUCACAGGGUGAUUUAAAAGUGACAAUCCCUGACUGGGUGACCUCUGCUCCUGGAGGUGUGACUCACACCCUUAUACCUACAGCCCCUUCACUGAGUUUACAAGGUCCUCAGUGGGUCUCAGAUCCUGCUUUAUGUGAUCUAGCCCAAAGAACACUGGUUGUAGACUCUUUAUUAGCCUCUGAUGCACAAAUAUUUUCUCCCUCUCUGUCUCUUACUCAAUCAGACAUCACAUCAUUGACCUUUCCUCCAAAUACUGUCGUGAUUGAAUAUACUGUUGCACUGCAAUCUACUGAAAACAUUGUGCCAUGCAUUCAAGCUAAUUCUGUUAAUUGUCUCUCCGACAACUUACCUAUAGAUGCAACAGUUGAGCAGGAGCUUUAUGUCACAUCUGAGCCACCGACCCUCAGUCCAUACACCACUCAAGAAAAUUCCACUCCAGUGUUAGCUGCACAGUCCUUACCCACAGAGCAGUGUUCGUGCCCUACAGAUGACCCAACUACCUUUACUGGCUCCACUAGUGCGGUGAAAGAAGAGAGCAAAGAGGAGGUAAAGGAUAACUUGGUCUGCCCUGCCAAUACGAAUGUACAGCCUUCUGAUUACUCUGAACAGGACAACAAAAUUGAAGAUGAAUCAUCUCCCUUGCAUCCAUAUUGCAAAAACUUUAUGUGCAAUGUUUGUGACCAUCCCUUUCAAUCCAUGAAGAGUCUCAGUCAACACGUAAGUGAACACUCCAAAGAGUGGCCUUAUAAAUGUGAAUUUUGUGUGCAGUUGUUUGAGAGUGACAAAGGCUUGCUGGAGCACCGUUCCAGUUAUCACGGAAUUGGUAAAAUUUAUGUCUGUGAAACAUGCUCUAAAGAAUUUGCUUUCCUCUGCAACUUGGAGCAGCAUCAGCGAGAUCUCCAUCCCGGUCAAGAGUGUUCACACACUGCGGUUGUGCAUGGCAAAUUGAGACCUGAAAAUCAUAACAAUCCCAAAACUGACAUCUAUCCAGAACUUUCCAUCACAGAAGUAAAACAAGAAUCUGACAACACAACCUCUAAAGGAGAAAAUGAUGACUUGAAUUCUAUGGAAGAGCUGUAUACUACAAUAAAAAUCAUGGCGUCUGGAGCAGUCAAACCAAAAGGCCCAGAUGUACGACUAGGCAUUAACCAACAUUACCCGAGUUUCAAACCGCCUCCGUUUCCGUACCACAAUAGGACACUAUCUGGAACGACAGCGGCAUCAGCUACAAACUUUACCACCCACAACAUCCCUCAGACCUUCAGCACGGCCAUUCGAUGCACAAAGUGCGGCAAUAGCUUUGACAACAUGCCUGAACUGCACAAGCACAUCUUAGCUUGUGCUAAUGCUAGCGACAAAAAGCGGUAUACUCCUAAGAAAAACCCUAUACCACUUCAGCAGUUUGCAAAAGUGCAAAAUGGGGUGUUAUCGCCCCAUGUGAUGGUCAACAGUAAGCAGAAUCUUUCUCAAAAGUUUGGACAACAGAAAAAGCUAACCCUCCAUGAAUCACCAGUUAAAAUUAAAAUAAAUAUUAUGAAUAGAAAGAAAUCACAGCUGGUGCAAAAGGGCAGACCUGCUGGGGGCAGAAAGGCAUUUGCUCAAAAUGACCUGGGUUUUUUUGCAUGUCCUCACUGUAGCAGGGAGUUCACGUAUAAUGCCAGCUUAAAGAAACAUGUAGCCUUUAGCUGCCCUAUGAGACCAGUCAGUGGGAAAUGUAAAAAAAGAAACCUCAUUGUUUCAGUGCAAGAGAACAACGGGAGCCUUCGCAGGCAAAUUGCAAAUACGAGUGCAAAACCGCAUAGAUCAAACCACGGGCCAAAAACAAUAACAAAGACUCAGAUCAACAAGCCAAUUGAUGCCACUCAAGAAAUCAGAUCUGCAAUUCUAUCAUCAUCUGUUAUUCAACCUAGUAAAACAUGCAAGCCUGUUUUAAAGGGCAGCUUUGUGCCAAAGCUGGCUUCUGUUCCUUUAUCUGUUGCUCAGGUUAACUCUCAGGAACCGGGCAUUCGGGUACAUGUUUUGGGGAGAAAAAUUGAGCAUAAAAUUGGGGAUGUAAAGAUGCAGCCCAGAAGAGAGGAUUGUUUGUCAAUGAGGAUGAGGGAGAGGGUAGAAGGACCUGUUACUCGCAGUGUGCAGCAGGCAAACACCACGACAACACUACUUAAACAGUCGGACAGUCACAACAUCAUCAUGCGUCCUGUUGUUCUGCAAGUCAAGAAAUUAGACUAAUGAAAUGAAUUGAAAAUAUUGAUGUCAGAUAUUUUUUUUAUUCCUCCUUAUUGCAUAAUUUACCUGUAAAUAGGAUCCUUACAUGGUAUUGUUCAAAGCACUGUUUUGGACACCACACUGUUAAAAUUAACUGUUAAUUAUAAUGUCCUUGAUAUAUCUGAUCUUUUUAAAUGUAUCAUGGCUCCAAAUACAACAUGAUAAGGUAAAGCUACUAUUUGCAGAACAAUAACAUGAUCAACAGACCAUCUAGUCAUUGUAGAUACCUUUGCUAUUUGAAACAUUUUAAUAUGAUGUAGAUGUCUCUCACUACUAUAUUGGUCUUAGAAUUAAGGUUGUAGUUUUUAACUGGUUUGAUAAAGACCUUGAUAAGCAGGUUUUGGUGCAUUAGACACUGAAGCACCAUGUGUUAAUAGAUCUUAAAGAAAACUGAAAACCUCAACGCUGAAUUGUCAUGUGACAAAGGGGACUGUAUCUUGCACUUUAUGCUGUUUGAUCAAAGCUGUUCAAUUCUGUUCCUGUAGGGCCACCAUACUGCAUACACAGAUGAACCAGCUAAUCUGAAAACCUCUUUACAGUUAGAGUUGUAACUGAGCUCUGCAGGAUGGUGUCCCUCCAGGAUCAGAUUUCCUAACCCUGCUGUAGAUCACAUUCAUCUGUGUCUGAUGCACUGCAAUAGAAUCAAUGAAUUACUACGAAUUAUUUAUUAAUGUAAGUAUUAAGUGUUUAGGGUAUGACAGAGCUGUUCUAUUUAGUGAGGUGCAUAAAAAUGGCUACUCUUUUUAUAAACUGUGUUACUUGUGUUUCAUUUGUUGUAUGUGCAGUUUGAAUUUUCAUGCAUGCCAGCGAUUUAAUGUAUGAAUGACGUUGUGUGUACCAGACCGGUAGACAAGAAUAUGCAGUUUAUUUGAAAACAUCUGCCAUCAAAUGGCAGUAUGUAUAUUCUCUCCACAAAGAACAUAUAAGUGUCUAAAAUCUCUAUGUUGUCUCUGUAUUUUACUAUUCAACAAUCUCCAUGAAGAAAUUGUUGGAAAUUAGUUACAUUUGGUAGUGCACAAAAUUCCCACUUUUGAAAUGCAUUCUUUAUAUUUUGCAAAGAUUGUAUUGAAAGAGAUUAAAGAUUGCGCUUUCUUGAAUAUACAGUAGGCCUGCAGUCUAAAUCACUACUUUUCCGACCUUCGAGCGUGUGUGUUGUAUUUACAAGAGUUGGCCAGCAGGUGUCCUCGACGUGCAAUGUUUCAUUGAAUCAUUUAAAGAAGUAAUGGGUUGAAUUGUUUCAGAAUGAAUGGUGAACAUAAUUAAAAUUAAAUGUAAAACUCUAAAAUGUUCCCAUAAUUAUGUCUUGUUUGAAACAAAUGUUGCAUUUACUCCCUUACAGGGUACAAGUUCUUAAAUUAGGUUCAUAAUUACCUUAGAAUAAUACAGUGUGCAUUGAGGUUAAUUAGGGCUUGACAGAUAAUAUUAACACUGUGAAUGUUUACACAAUAUGACUUAUUAUGGUUAAUAAGGUUAUUAUGACAGAAAAUGUUAGACUAUGAAAGUGUAUUAGCAGGGAGACAUAGAGUUACACUGGAUGCUUUACAAAACCAAACCUGUUUGAAGAAUAGCUAUUCCAUAUAUCAUUCAUAACCAAGAAUAAAUAUACACAUUUUUAUUCAGAUGUGUAUCUGUUAUUUUAAAAAAACUAAUAAAAAUUAGAUGUUUUCGUAGAUCUAAGUUUUAUUAAGUUUAUAUCUAGUCCCCGGGCUGAAAAAAUAGUUUCAGGUACUUUGAUGGGUGAGAUUGGUCUGCCUGGAAAGUGGCAAAGUACCAAAACAUUUUUGAGGUUAAGUUGCUAUAUCUAUAUAGUUUUGUAUAGCAAUAUCUGUAUAGUUUUUAAAUAUUAAAUGACUGAAUAAAUCCCUCUGUUU
This is a messenger RNA of Paramisgurnus dabryanus, 6595 nucleotides long. It is a transcript of the gene prdm2a, whose product is annotated as PR domain containing 2, with ZNF domain a. Lineage: Eukaryota; Metazoa; Chordata; Actinopteri; Cypriniformes; Cobitidae. The record is from RefSeq and is a predicted model, not a curated record.